Molecule: messenger RNA, 4392 nt
Organism: Salvelinus fontinalis (brook trout)
Lineage: Eukaryota; Metazoa; Chordata; Actinopteri; Salmoniformes; Salmonidae
Product: dapper homolog 1-like
Exons: 6
Coding region: 1360-3711 (783 amino acids)
Biological process (GO): negative regulation of canonical Wnt signaling pathway; negative regulation of JNK cascade; regulation of Wnt signaling pathway, planar cell polarity pathway
Cellular component (GO): cytoplasm
Source: RefSeq, a predicted model, not a curated record
ACUGCUGCUAGACUGACUGCUGCUAGACUGACUGCUGCUAGACUGACUACUGCUAGACUGACUGCUCCUAGACUGACUGCUCCUAGACUGACUGCUCCUAGACUGACUGCUCCUAGACUGACUGCUCCUAGACUGACUGCUCCUAGACAGACUGCUCACAGACAGACUGCUGCUAGACGUCUAGACAGAUUGCUUCUAGACAGACUGCUGCUGGACUGCUCCUAGACAGACUUCUGCUGGACUACUCCUAGACAGACUACUACUAGACUGUUCCUAGACAGACUGUUGCUAGACUUCUUCUCGACAGACUGCUGCUUGACAGAAUGCUCCCAGACAGACUGCUGCUAGACUGCUCCCAGACAGACUGCUACUAGACUGACUGCUGCUAGAGAGGCUGCUCCUAGACAGACUGCUGCUAGACAGACUGCUACUAGACAGACUGCUGCUAGACAGACUGCUACUAGACGUCUAGACAGACAGACUGCUGCUAGACAGACUGCUGCUAGACAGACUGCUGCUAGACAGACUGCUGCUAGACAGACUCCUACUAGACAGACUGCUCCUAGACAGACUGCUCCUAGACAGACUGCUGCUAGACGUCUAGACAGACUGCUGCUAGACGUUUAGACAGACUGCUGCUAGACAGACUGCUCCUAGACGUCUAGACAGACUGCUGCUAGACAGACUGCUUCUAGACGUCUAGACAGACUGCUGCUAGACAGACUGCUCCUAGACGUCUAGACAGACUGCUGCUAGACAGACUGCUCCUAGAUGUCUAGACAGACUGCUGCUAGACAUCUAGACAGUCUGCUGCUAGACACAUCUGAGAGGGAGCGCUGCUCCUUAGCUACAGCCAGGUGGCAGAAGCACCAGGUGAGGUGGAUAGACACCGCAGCUUAACACACACUCAAGCACACACACAAACACACACACACACGCGGACACAUCACGCAGAUGUCAGGUGAUCAUUUAUUUUCUGUUUCACUCAGGUCUGUGACACUUCCCAGUGAGGGCCAGGUCAGGAGGCCUGCUAUCCCGGCCCACCACGACCUCAUCCUGUCUCUGCUGGCUAAAAUUGACCAGGGGGUCAUCACUCAGACAUGCCCUGACCCAGAGAAUAUGUCUUAAUUUGGCAGGCAUUUGAGCAGAAGUUAGACGCAACGAGCUUCCAGGGCACUCAGUGGCCAGUUGACAUCAGGAACAUGGAUGUGGAGCCAGAGACGCUACAUCAGCCUCCUCAGCUUGAUACCUAAUGUCACCUCCACUCCCUCUCCCUCACGGGCAAGCAUUACAAAUACGGCUUAGUCUAGCUCUUCAGCUCUCAGACCUGCUCCCAUCCUGGUCAGUUUCAAGAGACCAAUGGAGAGAUGCCAGAGAAACCAGAACUGCCUGAGAAGGAGAGAUGCUGGUUUGAUCAAUCAGCUGCAGGAGUUGGACAGGCAGAUCAGUGACCUCCGGUUGGACACGGAGGCGUCACGUGAACACGUGGAGACAGACAGCCGCCCGAGCUCAGGCUUUUACGAGCUGAGCGACGGCGCUUCAGGGUCCCUCUCCAACUCUUCCAACUCGGUGUUCAGCGAGUGUUUGUCCAACUGUCGCUCCAGCACCUGUUUCUGCAGUACCCUCGACACAUCGCUGUGUGCCUCCGAGGGAAGGCUCAAAUCUGCAGAUGAGCUGGACAACUGUGCUGAGUGCGAGGGCCAGUGUGAGGAGCAGCAGAUGUCAGGGACAGUCAGGAGGUCCCCCUCUGCUCCCUACUCCCCCUCUACAGACACCUCCACUCAGGACAUUCAGUCCAAGUACCACUGUGACCUGAUUGCCAAGAACGGCAGUGACGUGUACCGCUAUCCCAGCCCCCUCCAUGCCGUGGCCGUACAGAACCCCAUCUUCUUACAGUCUCUGGCCGAACACCUCAAAGAGGACGGAGGGCUGUCAAAGAGCGGCGGCUGCAUCAAGGGCUCCAGUGACUGUCAGAAACUGGAGCAGCAGCCUAUUCUGGUGCCCCAGAGCACUUCUUGGUCUGCCUCCUACUCGCCCGCUAAUAAACGACUGGACAAUUAUAUCUUCAGCCUGCUUCAGAGGAGGGCUCAGCCCAUUAGGACCAACAAGCCACGGACGAGCAUCAGCACAGACCCCUCCAAGAGCAUCCUAAGGCAGGGUAGUCUGUGUGUGAGGCAGGCCAGUGUUGGCCAGCAGCAGCCACAGGGACUGUGGACUGCUCCUGUUACUGACCUCAAACCAGCCUGGCAGACGUGUUUACAUGCAGGAGGUGCCAGUAACAAUGAUCCAGGAACAGGCUCCCAACAGAGACAGUGGUCAGUGGAGAGCAAAGGGGAACUCCUCUUAGAAAAUGGGAUGGUGUCCCAGUCUUUGGUCCAACCUCAGAACGGAUAUGCCACAAUCAACAGCAGUGACAUUCACACCAACAGCCUGGUGACCAACACCAACAGUCUGGUGAAAAAGAAGGCGUCAACCAAUAAAGGACUUCCAUUGUCGACCGGUCCUCUGUCUAAAGAUUACCAAGACCUGGGCGCCCCCAAUGCCAACUCCUCCCCCAAAGAGAGAAAGCAAUCUUAUUUCCUUAAUGCUCAAGAGGAAAACAUUACUAAACUCUCCCAGACACUGCCAAGAGACCUCACCAAAACAGGCACUCCCAAGAAAAGCCCUAAGAGCAUUGCGGUCUCAGUCCAUACAGCCCGGCACACUAAAGAAAAGAGGCCAAUGCUGGAGCUGGUGAGUCUGGGGUCUUCCUCCCAGAGCCAGGAUGAGAGUCAGGGUCACAUGGUCAGUGCCCAGUACAUCCCCGCCCAGAGGCAGGUGGUCAAGCUCCGCAAGGGGGGCAAAAACGUUAAGAUUGUCAAGGUGAAGAGCGCCUCCCUGAAACCACAUAGGGGGACGCACGCACAUGCUGAGCCUGUAUCAUCAGAGAUGGCGAGGACGAGGGAGAACGGUCACCGAUCUGGAGGAUCUAGGAAGUCUCGUCAGCCUGAGGAGGUACAACAUGUGCACAAAAUCUCCUCCAAGAGGGUGGCAUCCUCCAGGGCCAAGCGCACCGUCCCAGCAUCUAUCCCUGAGGGCCGGGUCCUAGAGAAACACACGGCCACCGUGUCUACAACAAGGUCCACUGUGAUCAGGCAUCACGGCCACCAUGGUAGGGAGGUGGUGGUGGCCAAGCCCAAGUACAAGCGGACAAGCGGACAGGACUACAACCGUGGAAGGCUGAGAGCCAUCACUGAGGUGCCUUACGAUGAGGCCCUCAGGAGAGCCCACCGCAGGCAGAAGAAGGAGCUCCUCGGCCAGGUCUCCACAACCACCACCAUGUACCUGCCUUCCAACGCGCAGUUCACCAGCCCUUACGCCUACGUGGCCGGCAGCGACUCUGAGUACUCCGCAGAGUGCGCCUCACUCUUCCAUUCCACCAUCAUGGACACCAGUGAGGACGAGCGGAGCAACUACACCACCAACUGCUUCGGGGACAGCGAGUCCAGCUUGAGUGAGGCGGACUUUGUUGAGGAGAGCACUACCAGCAGUGACUCUGAGGAGAGUGGAGGGAUGAACUGGCCCCAGUUUGCAGGGCAGGGCGCUGGGCCUCAGGAAGUAACCACUGCCCAGGUUAAGGCCUUCGUCAAGAUCAAGGCCUCUCACAACCUGAAGAAGAAGAUCCUCCGCUUCCGUUCUGCGGGCUCGCUGAAACUGAUGACGACUGUAUGAGGGAGGGACUUCAGGGUGUCGGGCAGGAAGCAGCGACUAAGCCAAUCAAAUUGGCCGCGCUCUCUCUCUGCCCAACAAGUGCCUAGGCUGAUUUUCUUAUUUACAGAAAGUCUCUGCUAAAGUUAGUCUCAGAGACGUUUAAGGAAACAUUUUAAUUGGGUUUGUACAAAAUGUCUGGCAUACUCCCUCUCCCCGCACUUUCUGACAAACAUUGGACAGGGUGAAAAGCAUCUGAGUAGCCCCAUUAUUUUGUUGUAUGUAGCCAUUUUUUGUAUUUAUUAUGGACUUUACCCUUGCUGUAGUACAUGGCAAAAAAAUCUGUAAAUGCUUUUAAUGGUUAUGGUUUACUUUUUGAUUAAAUAUAUUUAAACUUAAUAUAUUUGAUUGGUACUUAUUGGAUACAUAUUUGAUUGAGGGUUGAAGCAGAGUAUUACUUAAAAGUGGCUGUAAGGAAUAUUCAUGCAUAUAAACUGACAGACUCUUCUGAAAACUGCUGAAGAUACCAUGGUAACACUUUGAUAUAUGUACACAUAAGAUCUGCAUGAGCAACUGCUUUACCUUCAUCUGUUGUUGAUACCAAGUAGCUAGCUGUACAUUGCCAAUUGAUGUAUAUAAUGUUUGUGUGUUAAUACUGGUGCUUAACCUUUUUUAUGCAUUAUUAAAUGUCUGCUUUAAAAUCAA